Molecule: messenger RNA, 2444 nt
Organism: Loxodonta africana (African savanna elephant)
Lineage: Eukaryota; Metazoa; Chordata; Mammalia; Proboscidea; Elephantidae
Gene: CCNL2
Product: cyclin L2
Exons: 11
Coding region: 1-1557 (518 amino acids)
Biological process (GO): regulation of transcription by RNA polymerase II
Cellular component (GO): nucleus
Molecular function (GO): cyclin-dependent protein serine/threonine kinase regulator activity
Source: RefSeq, a predicted model, not a curated record
AUGGCGGCGACGGCAGCGGCCGGGGCUCCGGGGCCUGCGGUCCCCGUGGCGGCGGCCGGGGCUCCGGGCGCGGGGAGCGCAGCCCCCGGGUCUCAGGGAGUGUUGAUCGGGGACAGGCUGUACUCCGGGGUUCUUAUCACCUUGGAGAAUUGCCUCCUGCCCGACGACAAGCUUCGCUUCACGCCGUCCAUGUCGAGCGGCCUCGACACCGACACUGAGACCGGCCUCCGCGUGGUGGGCUGCGAGCUCAUCCAGGCGGCCGGCAUCCUGCUCCGCCUGCCGCAGGUGGCCAUGGCUACCGGACAGGUGUUGUUCCAGCGCUUCUUUUAUACCAAGUCCUUUGUGAAGCAUUCCAUGGAGCAUGUGUCGAUGGCCUGCGUACACCUGGCCUCCAAAAUUGAAGAGGCUCCAAGACGGAUACGAGACGUCAUCAAUGUGUUUCAUCGCCUCCGACACCUUAGAGAGAAAAAGAAACCUGUGCCUCUACUGUUAGAUCAAGAUUAUGUUAAUUUAAAGAACCAAAUUAUAAAGGCGGAAAGACGAGUUCUCAAAGAGCUGGGCUUCUGUGUCCAUGUGAAGCACCCUCACAAGAUAAUCGUUAUGUACCUUCAGGUGUUAGAGUGUGAGCGUAACCAACACCUGGUCCAGACGUCAUGGAACUACAUGAACGACAGCCUUCGCACAGACGUGUUUGUAAGGUUCCAGCCUGAGAGCAUCGCCUGCGCCUGCAUUUACCUCGCCGCCCGCACGCUCGAGAUUCCUCUGCCUAAUCGUCCCCACUGGUUUCUUUUGUUUGGAGCAACUGAAGAAGAAAUCCAGGAGAUCUGCUUAAAAAUCCUGCAGCUGUAUACCCGGAAAAAGGUUGAUCUGACACACCUGGAAAGUGAAGUGGAAAAGAGAAAACAUGCCAUCGAGGAGGCAAAGGCACAGGCAAAGGGCCUGCUUGCUGGUGGCACACAGGUUCUGGACGGCACAUCCGGAUUCUCUCCCGCCCCCAAGCUUGUAGAAUCUCCCAAAGAAAGCAAAGGGAGUAAGCCCUCUCCAUUGUCCGUGAAGAACACCAAGAGGAAACCAGAGGCCUCAAAGAAAGCCAAGGCUGACAGCCCUGUGAACGGCUUGCCAAAGGGGAGAGAGAGCCAGAGCCGGAGCCGUGAGCAGAGCCCCUCAAGAUCCCGGUCAGGGUCUGCCUCCCCAAAGAGAAGGAAAAGUGACAGCGGGUCGACAUCCAGUGGGUCCAAGUCUCAGAGCCGCUCACGGAGUCGCAGUGACUCACCCCCAAGACAGGUGCGCCCUGGUGCCCCGUACAAAGGCUCCAAGGUGAGGAGCUACACCAAGUCCAGGGACUGCAAGUACCCCGCCCAGAAGCCUCCAAAGUCCCGGAGCCGGAGCUCAUCCCGCUCUCGUAGCCGCUCACGGGAGCGGGCAGAGAAUCCUGGAAAAUACAAGAAGAAAAGUCAUUACUACCGAGAUGAGAGGCGGGAGCGUUCUCGGUCAUAUGAGCGAACGGGUCGCCGCUACGAGCGGGACCACCCGGGGCACAGCAGACAUCGCAGGUGAGCGCAGGGCCCUAUAGUGGCUGCUGGACAGCUGCUUCUCAGGGCAUGGAGUCCUGCCCCCCCCGCCCCAGCCCUCAUGCCACACACCUUGUGACUGUCCCUUCUGCAUGGCUCCCUUUGGGAAUGCCAUUGAUUCUUUGGACCUUGUUAUGAAUUUCAAGGUGGAAUUGAGAGGGCAGUGAGGUGCCCCUCAGCUGGCCGGCCUGUGCACCUACCCACGACCCUGUGCCUGGGUGUGAGGCACAUACCCUUUUAAGCACGGGGCACCCCCAGCCUAGUGGCUGGUGGAAGGAACAGAAGUGCACACGGUGACGGUGGUGGAGCUCGGUGCUAAAGACAAGCUGUCUCCUCUCCCCAUACUGAUGCUCAAUUACGUUAAACCAAGAAAAAUGAUUUUUAGAACCUUUGCCUAUAUUAGGUUGUACUUAUGUACAUAUUUUGCGGUGUUUAACAGUACAAUACGAGAAAAUGGCCUUAACAGUCCCUUACUCUCUGUCAAUGUUGUAAAUAAACAUGUGUUGUAUACAAGUGAAAGCUGUAUAUGAAAACUCAACUUGGAUUCUGUCAGCUUGAGACUUGUGUAGAGAAUUCUGAUUUUUAAAAUGUGAAGGUAUUUCGAUCUGUGUUGAAAGUCGUAUAUUUUUAUCUGUGCAAUGCUGCGUGCAGGCCGCCAGCUCCUAAAUAGAGAAGUUUCCUAUAUAUGCAUUUUAUGUGGUUAAAUAAACAAUUCUCUCUACUCAGGACCUUUGGAACGUUGAAGGGUUUGUAGUUUGUCCCUCUGCUCGCUUGUUAUGACAGUGGUGGUGUGCGCAGCUGGCGCUAUCCGUUGUAGUGGUACGUCCACGCUGUCGCUGCUCCAUCUCAUUAAAGUGUUGGCUUUUGUACUGA